Molecule: messenger RNA, 9077 nt
Organism: Schistocerca gregaria
Lineage: Eukaryota; Metazoa; Arthropoda; Insecta; Orthoptera; Acrididae
Product: TBC1 domain family member 20
Exons: 9
Coding region: 401-1771 (456 amino acids)
Biological process (GO): endoplasmic reticulum to Golgi vesicle-mediated transport; positive regulation of GTPase activity
Cellular component (GO): endoplasmic reticulum membrane
Molecular function (GO): GTPase activator activity
Source: RefSeq, a predicted model, not a curated record
AAACACAUUGCUGGAAUUAUUGCCAAGGAGUAUUACCCACUCUUUGCAGGGUCCAUGGAAUGCUACUGAGAUAAAAAUAUAAUGGUAGUGAAACAUCAUAAAGGCAAACAAUCGAACGACGAUGGCGAGGGUGGAUCAGUCAAAUAAUCAUGGCAAAUAAAAAACCACAACCAGUUUCAUGCAAAAUUCUAAAAGUAUGCAACAUUAACUGUUCUUAAAGUCGUGAGAGUAAAUUAACAAAAUUCAAAGUUUUAGCUGAUCGAUUGCGUGUACUUCAAGCUGAGAAUGGAUCGUGUUUGCAUUUCAGAUUACUAAUUAUUUGAACAGCCACUGUCUUAUCGCAAAUCAACGUGCCUUGGGUAGAUUCCUAGACAGAAGAUCAUGAGGAAGGUUUGUAAAUAUGUCACAAGAAAUAAAUGUUAACCCUCCGGUGGCAAGCGAGGAUCAUGCUGACAAUGACAACGAUCAAGAAAAUAUUGUUUCAAACGAGGUUGAUGACAACUUAGUCGUUCCAACGAGCGUAAGUGGUGCAGUUGAUGAACAAACUUCGAAUGAAGACGGCGAACCUGUGCCAGUUGAUGAACAAACUACGAAUGAAGACGACAACCAUGUGCAGGAUAUUGCCCCCGGUGACGAUGACGAGCAGGAACUUACAUUCGAAGAAGUUCCUGUUUCACCUGUUAUGCAAGAGAAAAUUAAGAGAAUUGAAGCUGUUUUAGAGACAUCACGUGAUCCUAAAAGUCUAAAACAGUUUGCUUUGUCUGAAGGCGGUCUCGUCACUGAUGAAAUUCGAAGAAAAGUUUGGCCAAUACUUGUCGGAAUUGAUGCACCAUCAGAUACUGAACUUCCCAGCCAAGCUGAAUUAGAAAGUCAUGCAGAAUAUCAGCAAGUAGUGCUGGAUGUUAAUAGAUCUCUCAAAAGAUUUCCACCAGGUAUUCCAUAUGAACAGCGAGUGGCUUUGCAAGACCAGUUAACAAGGCUUAUACUGAGGGUAAUAAUCAGAUAUCCUCAUUUGCGGUACUACCAGGGUUAUCAUGAUGUUGCAGUGACAUUCCUUCUUGUUGUGGGAGAAUCUGUUGCAUUUAAAAUAAUGGAGAAGCUCUCUACUACUCAUCUCAAAGAUUGUAUGGCAGCAACUAUGGAAAAAACUUCCUAUUUGCUCAAUUACAUAUAUCCUCUAAUCCAGAGGUUGCACCCGUCACUAUGUGAUUAUUUGGAGAGGUCAGAAGUAGGAACAAUGUUUUGCUUGCCAUGGUUUCUAACUUGGUAUGGCCACAAUUUAAAUAAAUAUCAAGAUGUGGUUCGGCUGUAUGAUUUCUUCCUUGCAUCACCACCACUAACACCAUUAUAUCUGGCAGCAGAGAUUGUAGUAUAUCGGCAAGAUGAGAUAUUUGCAGUGGACUGUGAAAUGGCCAGUAUCCACUCACUUUUGUCACAGAUUCCAGAUGAUUUACCAUUUGAAGAACUAUUAAAAAAGACAAGUGACCUAUAUCUACAGUACCCACCAGAAAGUAUUGAAGCAGAAGUUUCUGAGAGGUCACGUAGAGAGUUGAGACCAAGGAGAUCUGUUGUUCCACAGAGACCUUUGCCACCACAACAGUUCAGCACACUCUGGAGGUGGUUGGAGUGGAGUGGAGUAGUUCAUCAAGGAGCACCUCGCCGAAAAUUCACAAUGCUUGUUGUUCCAGUUGUUACCACAUUAGUUGUCAUUUACGCCUAUUGUAAAGCAGCUGAGGCAUACACUUUUGAUCUCGUCACAUCAAUAAGAUAGUAAAAGUAGAAUCAAGGACAACUGAAACUAUAUACAGUGUUAGAUUCAUUACAGAUUAUUUGUUGGGCAUUUUAGCAGAAUCAUGCCUUUUACCCGUGCAAUACUCCAACAAUACUGUUUUUCAAUGUUACAGUCAUUGUACCUGAUGGCAUGAUCUGCAUCUGUGGGUUGCUAGAACAUUACUGUAUUCUGACAGAUGGUAUAUAUGGUGCUAAACAUGGAGUACCAUGAUUGAUGCUAGUGAAAUGAAUUAACAGGCACGUUUGUGUGCUGAGGCUACAUUCGUAUCAAACUUGUCAACAUAUAUAAAGAGCAACUUAUUUUUCAAUAAUUAUAGGGUGUAAAGAAUAUUUGUGAGAUUUGUGAGAAAUACAGAAAUGUCUUUACUUGAGAGUGUUGCAUCAGUUUAAUAGAAUGUGCGAAUAGUCUGCCUGAAAAAGGCCCCAAUAGUUCAGAAAGAAUGCUAAUAUUUUUAUAUGAUUCCUUUAGCAAUAUAUAUCACUACUGUUUCUUUUGUGAUCAGGGACUAGUGUACAGCUAUAGUUAUGAUUGAUUCCUCAAAAAAUGGUAUGUUCUGCACAUGUUCAACCCUGCAACAGUGGUUUGGACACAGAUCUGAAGAAUGAUGAAACUCUUAUCUUCAAAUGAUGGAUACUGCAUUUAUCUGCUUCUGUAAAACAGCAGAGGACUGAAGAAAUAAGCAUAUAUCAUGAUUGUUACAUAAUACUUGUUGAUAUAUAUAUAUACAUGCAGACCAGUGCCCAUAUUUUUCACAAGUGAGAAAUAACGUGUUCACAGUAUGUGGCUUUUGUCAUUACAAUACUGCAGAUUUGUACUGUACUCGUUUCCAAGUAAAAAGUUGAGCCUUCAAUAACAGCAAACAUUAGAAAGUAAUGACUUAAUGAGUGACUAUAAUGCACAUUCAAAAACGCCAUACUACUAAACAAAUGAAGCAAAGUUGUGAUUGACAGUGAUGUUUGGAAAUACACAUUCCUUGGUGUGGUAUCUUUGAUCAUGAAAGAUCUGUAUUACUACCAGUUGCCUCACAUUAUUAAGAAGAAAACUUGCUUAUGUUAAUUAAGGGUCUAAAAGUUUUCCACCAUAAUAUCCAUAAUAGGUACCGUUAAAAUUAACAGAAUUGUGAAGACUGAUUAGUUACUGUUUUUUUAUUGAUAUUGCUUUAAUCAAGUGAUUUUGCAUAGAAAGAAAUUACAGUCUGCAAUGGCACUAAGCCACAUUUAUCAGGUGCUUUGAAUGUUUCUGAACGCGUAUGUCAGUUUAUGCCAAUUUUGUUAUAUUUAUUCUAUACAAAUACUUAAUUCGGUGCAAGGAGUAAGCUUUGAGAUAAACAACAUACUUGUGAAGACUGGCUCAAGUUACUAUCCUCUUCUAACUUCAUGCAGUAAUUUCUAUACCAUUACAAGUGUCUGUUCCUGUAACUUCAGUGCACAUCAUCAUUAGAACCAUUACUUAUGUAUCUGAAAGUGAUGAAUUUACUUCUAGACUAUGAAGUAAACCAAAAUAAUAGUAGUUUAGUGAAUGAACAUGUUUUUAAACAAAUAUGGCUUUUAAUCAUAGGAUGAGUAUUUUUUCUUAUAGUAUUCCCAUCCACAUUAUAACUUACAGUCCUAUUUUGAACAAUGUAUCAAAUUUGGUCCUGUGGCACCUAUGUAUUGCAUUUUACCUUCAGUUUGAUUUGAUAUCUCAAUCAACAGCAGAGUUUUGAAUAGUCAGUACAUUAUGCUGGAACUUCCAGUAGCUGUAGAUUUCUGAAAGCAGAUGCAUAGAGAUUGUUUCAGGCAGAAUGUAUAUCUAUGUAGAGAAUAUUGAUUUGUCUCUCUGCCCAUUCAGUGAUUUUAAAUAUACUUUUACAUUUCUUUUAAGGCCAUUUGCAAACUAAGUAGUGCCUGUUUUUUUUACAUUUUCAUAUUAUUAUUAUUAUUAUUAUUGUUAUUAUUGUUAUUGUUUGUUACUUCAUGCUUUUCUUGUUGAAGAUACUAUUUCAUGACACUUUGCUGUAUUAUUACAAUUUUUACCCCCCACCCCCUACCCUUUUUUUCAAGAACACUGAGUAUUAAUCACGUUAAAGACCUGGAGAAGAUAGAAAAUUAUGUCAGAAAUGGGACACAAUGUAUAGCUUUUGAAUGAUUUUCGAUGUUUGAUCUCUUGUGAAAUAACAAAAAAAUAGCAUAGCACAUGUAAAGCUGAACUUGUGGAAAAAAUUGUCUAUCAGCAAGAGACACAAAGAGACACCUAUAAUAUUACUGUAUUAGAUGUUGGAGUGACACAAGUCAUGCUCUAUGGACAAACACUGCUUCUUGUUAAGAAAUCAUGUACCUGCGGACCUCACUUCAUUCAUGGUGUAAUAUAUCAAUGAAAAUAAUCAGUUUUUGGGAAUAUAAGUAACAGACAAAAGUUUAUUCAACCGGUGGUAGCAGGAGAGCACACGCAUAAAAGGCAUUACAGUUUGCUGGCUUUCAGAGCUAGUGGGUCCUGCUUCUGGCAGAAGGGUUGCAGGGGAAGGAAGAGGGGUGAUGGAAAAGGGCUGGUGAGUUUUAGAAAAAGUCAUCCAGAUCCCCAGGUCAGGGGAGACUUACCAGACAGAAUGAGAAGGAAAGACCAAUUUUGGGGACUGCUUUGGAUGAGAUUUGAAAAUCUCAGAGCUUAAAGGUGGAAGAUAGGGUAAUAUGCCAGGCAGAAAUUAGUGUUAAAACAUCAUUCAUUAGUUUUUAUUUAUUUGUUUAUCUACAAAUUCCAUAGAUCCUGUUACGCGUAUGACACUAGGAUGUAGAAUGACUUGAGUAAUAUAUGUUUACAGACAAUGGUAUCAGUUAGUUUACAAGAGCAGAACUAUACAUAAAUUACUAAGACUUGCAAGAAUAAUAAUGAACUAAAAUAAAGUCAUAGGAAUAAUACAUUAUGCAUAGUUUAUAACAUUGCAAAAGCCUAUUUGUCACAGUAAGUAUAUGGUUACAAAUAUAUCAGUGAGCUGUUUGUUACUAAUCAAAAUGCUGGUGUCGUCAGCAAACAUGGUGAACUUGCACGUAUUGCAUGAAAAAGGUAGGUCAUUUAAGAAGAGUAAAGAUCUAAGUGCAUUACAUGUGAUAAAGGUGGGAGGGGACAGUGAAAAAUAGACAGGGCAGAAAAUGAAAGAUGUAGAAAACUAAAAGGGAAUGAAGAAAGGAAUAGUUACUGUGAAGAAAUGCUGAGACUGAGGAAGUAAUAUCUGUCUUGCAUAUUGCCCUAUCUCCCACCUUCAAAUUCCCAGAUUUUCAAAUCUCAUACACAGUCCCCAACAAUCAGUUUUUCCUUCCCAUCCCAUCUGGUAAGUCUCCCCUGGUAGCAAACUGUAAUACCUUUUAUACGUAUUUUCUCCUGUCACCACCUGAUGACUACAUUUUUUUAUAUAUUUGAUUACUUAUGUUCAUUGAUGGUGUAUUUUGUUUUGGUUUAGUGUUUCUUUUAUUUGACUAAAAUCUUGGAUGCUGGACCAACAAAACUGUAUUUUUUGUCUGAAGACUGUACAGUACUGCUAUACAGUACUGCUAUCAGUAAUUGUGAUCUAUUUAAAAUUAUAAGUUUUUAUCUAAAUUUUGCUCAUAAAAUUCUUGUAACUUAUCCAUGUUACUUUAGAAGACCGUUUCACACAUGUACUUGCUUUCAUUUUUUGAACAGUAGCCUACUGAUUUCAUGUGUAUUGCUAGCUAAAUAACAGAGGUAAUGGUUACAUUUUGUACAGAGGAGGAAGUAGUAUUGUACAGCUAAUCAUACUGCUGGUUGGGUAUUUGCCUUUUAAGCUUCAACACUCCAACAAGAUUUAAAGUACUGCUUAUUUCAUUCCACGUGAAAAUUCUGAUUUUCUUUUGUUUACUCAUCCUUCUGAACAGUAUUCACAUGCAAGAACGAACUUCGUCUUUCAUGAUUUCUCAAAUGUCUUUUAUGUGCACGUAAUAUGCUUGCCAUUCCCUGCCACUUCUCCUGUUUUCUGUAUUACUGUUUAAUAUUAAAUCAGAAUGAGGUGGAGACAUAUGCAGUUGAGAAUUAAAAACAGUCAGCAUUUUAUAUAGAAUUUGCACUGAGAGAAAAAAAAGUUCACUCACUAAAAAAUUAUGCGUUUAUUUGCUGUAAUUAUAGAUUUCUGUUGCAACAUCAUUAUCCGGACUGAAUAUGCACUGGCAAAAGAAAGAAGUAAAGAAUAUGAAACAUAGUUCAAGAUAGUGAAACGUUUAACUUCACAACUGAAAUAGUAUUAGCCUCAAGUGCUUAUUACUUUCUGCAAAUUAUUUGGUUCCAAAGCCUUAUGAUGACCCAAUAAUUUACAAGUGUGAUAAAUGGGAAUUUAAUGACUAAAUAUUUCGUUUUAUUCUUUUAAAGGAUUACAUGAUGUUUCACUUAUUCCAGUUGUUUGGUUGUGAACUGCUACUAUAACUGGAUAAGAAAUUUAGACAUUCUAAAAAGAAGUUAUUAAUAAUGAAACAUUAACAAGUGGUAAAACAAGAGAUUAUUCCCAAUAUUCUUUCUUUCUUCUUUUAAUCAAAAUAGCUGAAAUAUUGUGGACUCUGUAGGGAGAACCCUAACAUAUUUAUGAUUUUGUGGAUUAUCAAGUGUACAAGUAUGAAAUGUGAAUUUUUUGUCAAAUAAAAGUAGAAUUCAGAAGAAUGGUAAGUAGUGCUUUAUUCAAAGUAUGCUUCAUCAUUUGUUACACAUUUAUCCCAUCUUUCAGGCCAUGGUGACUGCUACGCCAGUAAAAUUUUUCCCCUUUUGCUGCAACCCUUUUGUCGAGCCAUUUUUUUCCACACCUUCAUAUGAACCAAACCACUGCUCAGCAUCUGUGUGAGCCAUCGAUGCACACAAAUGGUAACCAGAAGGAGCCAAGCCUGAUGAGUAAGCUGCAUGGAGUAGAACUUCCCAGACAAGUACUUCCAGCGUGUCACAAACCAGUUUUGCUGUAUGUGAAGGACCAGUGGCAGGAAGAAAAUUGCUUAGGCUACUGUGGCAUUUUUUUUCAAGCACCAAAUGGUUCAUACAAGUCCAUUGUUGUUGGUAACACCUAGUAUUAACAGUUUUGCUAGGCUUUAACAGCUUAUAAUAGACUGUGCCUUUCUGGUCCCACCAAACACAGAGUAUUGCCUUCUUGCCAAAGUGAUUCAGACUGGUAUGCUUGGAUUUAAUCAUGAUUUUUGCACUUGAGCUUCUCAAAAUAAAUCCACUUUUCAUCCCCGUAACUAUACACUGCAAAAAUUUUUUUGGCUGUUUUCCAUGUUCCUUGUUUACAACAUUGAAGCCACUAGUUUUGAAAUACCAAAACCACUGUUCAUGGGUAACUUGCAAUGGAGCAUCUUCACCAUAAGCUUCUUGGAGUAAUUGGUAUGAUUCAGCAGCUGUUUUCUUCAAAUGAAAACAAAAAAUUAAUGCUGUCCAUGAAUGCUCUUUGUUAGAUAUAAAUAUUGACAUAUUGAACACAACACUGUACAUGUACUUUUCCAGUUUAUAACUCAUGCAUGUCUGACGCAUGACAACACAGUAAAAUCAAAUCUUUAUAGCAAAAGUUGCAUUGAUGCUACAUCUGUUGUCUGAAAUCCGCAUUUCAUACUUGUAUACCUGGUACAUUUCAGUGCGUAGUCAUUUUACUGUUUCAUUGUCAGUUCAUAACAUAUUGUACAAGAUUUGACAAUGUAUCUGGCAUUUUAAUUGAGAAGAUCAAUAGUUAAUUCAGACACUCUGCCUUAUUUCAACAGAAAACAGAAUAACAUUGUUUACAUGUAUAUAUAACCCAAGAACAAACUGUAAAAAAAUUAUUACUUUCACUCUAUUUGCUUACAUGGCAUAUCCCAAUUAAAUCUGAUCAUUUUAUUUUUUGUUUUUAAAGCUUGUUUGUCUAUAUUUCUUAUUGAAAACUUGAAUUCAUUAUUUUAUGUAAUUAAAGCCAUUCUAGUCAUUUACCAUAAGGGUUUCAGGUAGUUUCGUUACUGUGAUUUUAUUGUUAAUUAAACUAUAAUAAUCAGAUUUUUAGAAUAUCAGCAGUGGAAGUCUGGAAUUUGUUUAAUUCAAAUAUUAGAAUUUGUGGUUACUUUUUCAUAUCCAUACAUGAUGGCACAUGUGAUAUUUUGGUUUAUACAUUAGAAAGACCAGUAUGAAACAGUUACUGAUGUAUGAUAUGAGUAAGAAAUAAGUUCUGCAGUGAUCCUGUGUUCUGCUUGGUGUUGGCUGUUAAAAUUCAUGACAGAUUUUGUAAUUUGAAAUGUGACAGUAUAAAUAAUUUGCUUUUCUAGUAAAAUGAAUAUUUUACACUGUUUUAAUGUGCACCUCUCUUUGUAUUUAUGAAAUUGAUUCAAAAACUGAUACCAAAAAAGUGAAAAUCAACAUUAUCUGGGACAUGUCAUUUUCCAAAACUGAAAAACCAGAACAAAUGCAACAGAACCACAGUUCUAAAAGUAAGCAGCUAAUUCCUAUAUUUUAUAAAUAUGUAAGAAGACUUUGAUUAGACUGAGGAGACCAAUGGGCAAUAGGUAGAGGAAGUUUCACCUCAUCAGUGGGCAUUCCUGUGGUGGAUGCAGGAGAUUUCUGUGGCCAUUAAAUGCCAAAGGAGGACAUUCCAGCAAUAUAAGUGCCCUCCAUUGAGAGAUACUGUUACCUUCAAUAUCUCUGAGCUGGAACUCGUCAUUAUAAAAACACAAAAGGAAGAACACUGUUAAUGUUUUGUAUCCAUCUUUAGAAGCUGUAACUCCCUCACAUAGGCAUGGAUCAACUUACAGCAUAUUUGUUGUCAACAACAGGAAAUGAUAUACCAGGCAUCUCUAAGGGUGGAAUAGUGUAAUCUGCCUACUGUCAUCACCAACUUUCUGGUGAUGUAUUUCACCCAAGCUUCAGCAUGUAACAACCACCCUCCUGCCUUAUGUCUCCACAAAAGAUGAGCAGAGAGCAUCACCCCUGGCUUUCAACACAGAAAAUUUGGAAUCUAUAAUAUUCUUGUUUGUGAGAGAAAACUCCUCACUGUACUUACAAUUUACCGAAAUACCGUUCCAGUCCCUGAUAAAAUAAGUAGUCAAACAUUAAACCAUCUACUUAUAAAAUCUGAGCACCACAUCCUUGCUAUUCUGGGAUCCAGAUGGGGAAUUUUAAGAUUUUCUGACCUACAAGACUAUUGACAUACCACACAAGACAGAUGUUACAGUAGUUUUUGUUUAUUUAUGGAGAAAUUAUGUUCACAGAUAGCAUGAGAGUUAUAUUGUGUUGUUCUUUGUGUUCAUGUAUUGGUGGCAUUUGUAUUGGUGAAAGAAAUAAAUUGUUUGUUUGAAAGUUGGAA